Messenger RNA from Lacerta agilis (Sand lizard), 2389 nucleotides. Its product is annotated as vitamin D3 hydroxylase-associated protein-like. The record is from RefSeq and is a predicted model, not a curated record. Gene Ontology annotation, molecular function: fatty acid amide hydrolase activity; amidase activity. The coding region runs from base 96 to 2060 and encodes 654 amino acids. The transcript is spliced from 15 exons. Lineage: Eukaryota; Metazoa; Chordata; Lepidosauria; Squamata; Lacertidae. Gene Ontology annotation, biological process: fatty acid catabolic process.
CUAAGAUUAAGAGCUCAGAAGAAUGUUGGAAUGUUUGGGAGGAUUCACUGACGAAUGGCAAAUGACGUGCAGUCUCUGUCAAUCACUGCCUGGCUAUGCUAGUGAGACACUUUCCUAAACUUUCUUCAGUCCUGGAUGCACAAGCUUCUGUUUCCCAGUGGCUUGGAACGGAUAGCUCCUGGGUGGGAUUAAAAUUCACCACCUGCUCCCCUUCCUCGCUGUCUUUGCUAUUAGGAACUCACAGCUCUAGCAGCUCCCCCUGGUUGAGAGCUGUGAGCAGAUUUCCCACUAUGGCUCUAGACAAAGUGAAAUCUCUCUUGCCUGAGGAAAGGAUGGAUGUCUGCAUUGUGUCAGCUGUGCUUUGUGGUUCAGCCACUGCAAUCUUGUUGGUAAAAUGGGUGAAUCAGAGGCGGGUGCAGAAGAAACUUGAAGAGGCCAAGAGCAUGCGAGAGCUUGGCUUUCAACGGAUGGAGAAAGCAGCAAGACAGUUUAAACAACAGAACCCAGGAGUGAAAGCUGCUCCAAUCCUAGCUCUUCCCCUUGUGGAACUGUCUGCAAAGUUGAAAGAUGGCUCAUUGUCUCCAGAAAGUGUUCUCUACACCUACAUGGAAAAGGCCUUGGAGGUAACCCGGCAAAUCAACUGUGUGACCAACUUCCUUCCAGAGUGUGAGGAACAGCUCCGAGAGGCCAAAAAGGGGGAGAAAGGAUUGCUUUAUGGAGUCCCAGUCAGUAUUAAGGAAGAUGUGGCCUGCAAGGGGUACCCCAAUACACUUGGCUUGGUGAAAUUUCUAGACCAUCCUGAGCAGGAGGACUCUGUGAUAGUCAAAGUUUUAAAGAAACAAGGGGCAAUUCCAUUUGUAAGGACCAACCUUUCACAGGCCAUAGUGAACAUUGACUGUGGCAAUACACUCUUUGGACAAACCUUGAAUCCUUUCAACCACAAGAAAACCUCCGGAGGUUCUAGCGGAGGGGAAGCUGCACUUAUUGGAGGUGGAGGCUCCAUUCUUGGGAUUGGGACCGAUGUGGCUGCAAGUAUCCGAGUGCCAUGUGGCUUCUGUGGGAUCUGCGGAAUAAAACCCACUGGCUAUAGGUUGAGCGUCAAAGGUGCUAGCACUCCUGUAGCUGGAAUGAACUCAGUCAUCUCCGUGACAGGCCCAAUGGCAAAAGAUGUGGACAGUCUGGUUCUGUGCAUGAGGGCCCUCCUGUGUGAUGAAUUAUUUCGCCUGGAUUCAUCUGUGCCCCCAAUUCCCUUUAAUGAGGAGAUUUAUUCUAGCUCCCGGCCACUCAGGAUUGGCUACUAUGAUGGAGAUGGUUAUUUCGAGCCCUCUCCCAGCAUGAGGAGAGCUGUGCGGGACACCCGACAGUUGCUACAGGAAGCAGGACACACGCUUAUACCUUUCACUCCUCCUCGAAUUGAUUUUUUGGUGGAUGAGCUCUUCACCAAAGGCCUCUAUGCAGAUGGAUGUUCAACAUUACUGGAAAAGUUUGAUGGAGAGUUUGUGGAUGCUACUUGGACAAACCAGAUAAAUUGUUACCGGUUGCCAAAUUUGCUGAAAAGGAUCCUGGCUCUCAUUUUAAUGCCGUUGUUCCCACGAAUCUCUCGACAUCUGAAUGCCCUUAUUGGAGUAGGGUCAGUGAAAAACUUCUGGAAGAACAACGUUGACCGGAUGGCUUACCGUGAUGAAUUCAUUGCAGAAUGGAGGAAGUUGAAGCUGGAUGUUGUGCUUUGUCCAGCUUUGGGACCAGCUUUUAAUUUGGGAUAUGCUGGCAAGCUAUUUGUUGCUACCACUUACACCCAUUUAUACAACGUCUUGAAUUUUCCGGCCGGAGUUGUCCCAGUUACUACAGUGACACAGGCAGAUGAGGAAGAGCUGAAGCUUUACAAAGGGCAUUAUGGAGACCCCUGGGAUAAGAGGAUGAAGGAGGCUGUCGAAGGAGCCAUUGGGCUCCCCGUGGCUGUCCAGUGUGUGGCACUGCCGUGGCAGGAGGAAUUGUGUCUUCGGUUCAUGAAGGAGGUGGAGAAAGUCUCCCGUGAAAGGAGGGGCAGGAGGAAAAUCUGAUCCUGUCGGAAAGGAGCACUGUAUCUGCUAAAAGAUCUGCUUCGUUGACUACUUUGAUGUACCUGCUGCAUGUGUACUGAACAUUGCUUGGUCUGCUCAGUUACAUUUUCAUCAGUGUGUGCUAGAAGACAGUUUUGAAGAGAAUGUCAGAAUGUUAAUAUGUAACGUAGUGAGCAGUGAACCUUUAACAACGGUAUGCAAAUAGGAAUGCUUAAAAGAUGCACACCCCCCCAAUGUUCUAUGGGUAUAUUUUGACUAGCCUCGUGCCCCACUGUGGGUAUUUUGGUUUCUUCUACUCCAUUCGCUUUUAGACUUGGAUAGUGCAAUAA